Eriocheir sinensis (Chinese mitten crab) is the source of this 3344-nucleotide messenger RNA. RefSeq lists its product as uncharacterized. NCBI's taxonomy places the organism in Eukaryota, Metazoa, Arthropoda, Malacostraca, Decapoda, Varunidae. The record is from RefSeq and is a predicted model, not a curated record. The transcript has 10 exons. Bases 163 to 2151 code for a protein of 662 amino acids.
CCCGGAAGGAGAGGAGGAGGAGGGAGGAAGACCAGGGAGGUGGAGUGGGAGGGCCCGGGAGGACGUUGUCUCGCGAGGUUCCAACAACAUCUCGAAGUGCGGGGAAGUUUGCCUUGUUGUUUUUGGAGUUUAUUUUAAGUUUUUCCCCUUGUCCGAGGCGCCAUGGACCUCCAGAACCUGCAGUACCAGAUGUGGCUGGCCGUCAGGAGGCACCAGGCACUGAUUGGCAAGCGGCAGGAGGACCCACAUAAUUUAGCAGUUCAGAAGGAGAUUCUAGAUGUGCUGUGUCAACUAGUCUCCAUCAAUGAGAAUCAGAAACUUGUGGUGGCUCGGUUGCGAGAGGAGAGACAUCAGUGUCAAGUUAAGCAGGAGAAAGAGAAUGGUAUCCACAGUGAUGAUGGAAAGGACGAAAUUGACUUGCUGUAUGAUGACGAGAUGGUCAACGACACAUUGCAAGAAAAGGACAGCAAGGCAGCCCCAGUACCACACACCCUCGAGAGAACCUCAGGCCAACCUCCAAAGUCCCUCAGAGACCAGGAGGCUUUGUCAGACAACACCCACAGACACCCUGCAGCAUCUGACCCUCUAAAAGAUCACCAUCAACAGACUGGUAUUCCAGAGGCCCCAGCAAGUCCCCCAGUCUGGUGGUGCUCCCCUGAGAAGAGACUCCACAACUUCCAGCCCCCCACGGCAGAUUACUCCCAGGAGGACAUACACGACCUUGUCACGGAGGAUGAGUUUAUGCAUGCGCUAGGCCUGCUCACCGUGAAGGAGUGCGAGGAAGUCCUGGCAAAGCGGUACGAGAGGAGAAAACACACCGCCUACUCACACAUCUUCUCAGCCACAAUAUGGGAAAAACCCGAAACUCGUCGCAAGCGGAGGGCGUGGCUAACCUCUGGGGCCGGGUCGCCUCCCAUGCUGAGGCGUAAAGUGAGGCCACCGUCCCAGCCACCCUCACAGCCCCAGUCACGGCCCGCCUCUCCCACACAGUCUUCUUGCUCCCCGAUGACCACCUGUCCACUCUCCCAACCUGCAUCCCCACAGUCCCUUGAGGAAGAAGAAACACCUGCCUCACAACCCUCUGAGGAAAUCUGUCCAAUGUGCAAAGUUAAAGGUGCGGAUGUCCAAUGUGAUGGGUGUGGAGUGAUUUACCAUGCACAGUGUGUGGACUUGGAGGACAGUGAGCCUCCUCCCUGCUGGCUGUGUCUCACCUGUGAACAGCUGGGCCUGAGAGCCUCAUCCUCCCACACAGACCCUCACCACCUUUCCAGGCGAAGAGAGGCGUUGGCAGUCCGGGAGCGGCUGCUGCGACAGAGGGCAGAGCUCACCAUAGCUAAGCUACAGCUGGAGGAGAAGAAGCACCACCUCUCCCUUGCCCUACAGGCACAGCGUGCAGAAAGAGUUGCUUUGCAGCAGAGGGAGGAGGAUGUCCGUGAGGCAAUUAAACAGCUGCAAAGCUUCAUCAGUACCUUCCAGAAGCUACCAACAGAACCAGAGCUUCCCACUCAGCAGAACACUUCCCCAGACCUUCCUGUUCCAUCCUCCCCUGCCAGCUCUCUACCUGGCAGCAGUCCCCAACAUUCAUCCUUCCCUGGUGGUGCUGCCACCUCUCAGCCAUCAUCUCCGAGCCAGUCUUCUCUCCCCUCCCUCAGCCCAGUCACCCCCAUCUCCCUGCCCACAAGAGCUGCACCACAUGCUACCUCCCCAUCCCUUUCAUGUUCCUCAUCCUCGUCCUCACCUUCCUCUUCCCCACUGAUGCCAAGUGUUUCUUUAAGCCAGUCCUCCUCACCAAGGCAAGUAACACCUUACAGCUUUGUCCUGGGUGGUGCCUCACAGCCAUCAUCACCCUCCCCAUCACCCUCUCCUGCUCACCAGCAUGGGGUCACCAUCUCUGCAUCGCAAUCACCAUCUCCCAAGCCAAGUCACUAUAGUUUUGACAAACAUAAUGUGGAGCCAAAGUCUUACAUCCAUAGUCAUCACAAAAGGGUAAGACCUCCCAGUCACUCUCGCCGGGAUGGAGAGCUCCACGCCCUGCUUCCCCCAGACGAUGAGGACGUCUGCGAUGAGCCGACAGACCUUUCGUUCCCCCGACAAAACAGAUUAUCAGGAAUACAGAGAGGAGAGAGCAAGGUCAUGGCUGCCUCCUCUUGAACUGGUCCUAGAGAUGUGUACAAGGGCUGCCCAAUUUAUUACAACUACUCACUGAGAAGCAAGAUUUCUUUUUUGCCUCUGCACAGCUGACAUUCAUGCACAUUUGUAAGAAUUAGAAUAUUCCACUGAACUGAUCUGCAUUGUCAGCUGUUUGCAGGUACAUCAAAGAUAAAUAUUCGUAGUGUGUGGCUGCAAUAUUUGGUGGGCUUCUAUUGGUGUUCAGGAUGUCUUUCAACUCUCUUCCAGUAUUAUUAUUACAUGCUGUACAAGAGGACGGUUAUUUAUUUGUACUCUACGCUAGCAAUAAGAAUGUUUUGUACACUAUGGACUGACAAAUAUUUGUAUAUCAGUGUAGUACAUGUUGUUCUUUCAGUGGCGUGGAAUCUGUGUGAUCCUGGAGUGUGUAUGUCAUGUGUUCAUAUUUGGCACAAAUUCUGUUUGUUUUAAACUCUAAAUACAAAGUAAAAGUGUACAUUUUUAUUUAGCCCAUUUGAGAAAAAAAUAUUUAUCAAAGUAUUAUUUACUUCAUAGGGCAGAGGUAUUUUUCUAUUGUUUUUGAAACAAUAACCCAGAUAUUCAUUAGUGACUAAUAUAAUUAGGACUAAACAAAUUACAAAAUAUAUUUUCAGAUAUCUGUUGAAAAGCAUGUGAUGUUAUUAAUGUUAUAGAUGAGUCUGGCACUUGUUACUAUAAAUGUGGAAUAUUUUAAGUCCAGUAUUUCUUUUCAAGAUUUCAAAGGAAUAUUUUUUUAUGAAAAUUUUUGACAGUUUGGAAGUGUAGUGUUUAGUGUUGAUGGCUAGGCCUAGAGCUACACACUGAUCCAUGGGAACGGAAAUGUGGCAUUUUUGUUGUAACCUUCGUUACUGGUUUGGGAAGAGUCUUGCAUGCCUGUCAGGUACUGCAGGAUGGGGCGUUGCCAGUGGCCAGCCUACGGGGUAUAGCUAAUCUGCUUGUCUUGCUUUGUUACUUCAUUAAUUUAGAAUCAGUGUUUGUAUGGAUGGAAAACCAUGAGAGGUGAUGCACCUCAAAUCAUUGAUAAUCUCAGGUGACUUAAGUAAAUGUUAAACUUAGAUCAGUUUGAGUUGUUUUUGUUGCAGUGGAAUUGUAUGACUGUACAAGUGAAAAUAAUACUCAUAAGCUGCAAAGCAGUGCUUGAUGCAAUAAUGCAGUGGAAUAAACCUUUUGUACCGAUA